CGGAGCGGGGCCGGAGGCAUGGUCUCCACCUAUCGGGUGGCCGUGCUGGGGGCGCGAGGCGUGGGCAAAAGCGCCAUCGUACGCCAGUUCCUUUACAACGAAUUCAGCGAGGUCUGCGUGCCCACCACCGCCCGCCGCCUCUACCUGCCCGCCGUCGUCAUGAACGGCCACGUGCACGACCUCCAGAUCCUAGACUUCCCGCCCAUCAGCGCCUUCCCUGUCAACACGCUGCAGGAGUGGGCAGAUGCCUGCUGCAGGGGACUCCGGAGUGUCCAUGCCUACAUCUUGGUCUACGACAUUUGCUGCUUUGACAGUUUCGAAUAUGUAAAGACCAUCCGACAGCAGAUCCUGGAGACAAGGGUGAUCGGGACCUCGGAGACACCCAUCAUCAUCGUGGGGAACAAGCGAGACUUGCAGCGGGGGCGCGUCAUCCCUCGCUGGAAUGUGUCUCACCUGGUCCGGAAGACGUGGAAGUGUGGCUACGUAGAGUGUUCGGCCAAGUACAACUGGCACAUCCUCCUGCUGUUCAGUGAGCUGCUCAAGAGUGUGGGCUGCGCCCGCUGCAAACAUGUGCACGCAGCUCUGCGCUUCCAGGGGGCCCUGCGCCGCAACCGCUGCACCAUCAUGUGACCUCCUCCUCUCCACCCUGGGGCCGGGGGGACCACACCAAGGUUGCUGCCCCUAACUGUGGGUGGCAGGGGCAGAGACAGGGAACAGAGCCAGCUGAGGGUGGCAGGGUGGGACAUUUGGCUUGCCCGGCUCUCCUUCUCCAAAGUGGCCAAUACAGGACCGAGAGCCAGGGCCCCUGUUGGAGGUGGUUGGAGGGUCCUCAGAGGUAGCUGGAAGGGGUGCUGAUGGAUUUGAGGAGGGGAUUCAAACCUGCAGUCCAGCACAGGCCUGACGCCCAUCCUGACACUCAAACACACUUACACUCCCCCCACCCCCAAAUACUCUGUCCUACCCUGGUAUGAGUCAGGGGGUAAGGGAAGUGUUUCAUAACUCUGCCUCUAUGGGAUCCCCAGUCCUUAGUCCCUCUCCACCAUAACAUUUGUCUUCCUGGGACAGCCAUACUCUGCAAUGUAGCCUAUAAACACUCCCCCUCCCAGAUUCUGCUGCCCUCUGGGAUUGGGGUCCAGGGUUGGAGGGGAACCCCCGCCCCUUGGUGAGUCCAUGCCACCUUGGCCUAAGGCUGUCACAUCUUGAGAAUCCAUCCCUGUCCACAGCCUUUCCACUCCAUUUCUUUCUGUCUGUCCCUCUUUCCUCCUAUGUAGAUGUCCACCUUCUGUCCAUCAUCAGUCCCCUGAAUUCUCGUUUUCCAUAGGGCUCUUGCUUCUUCCAUCUCCCUGCCUCAGGUCUGUGUGUGUCUGUGUGGUCAUCCCAAAGGCCCGUUCAGCACAGCACCAGAGGAGGUAAAGGGCAGAGAAACACAGAUAGCCUCCCUGGGACUAGGGUCAUGGGGUUGCAGUCCCAGGGCAGCAAGAAGGGAAGGGGGCAGAACCUCCAAAUGUGAUGCUGCCCCCUCCCUUCUCUCUCCAGGUAGACUUUUCCCACCCAGCAGCCUCCAGAGACACAACUCACCUACCUUCCAGCCUUAACUUGAUGGCCUGGUACCUGUCAGGUACUCCCUUC
Messenger RNA from Trichosurus vulpecula (common brushtail), 1629 nucleotides. It is a transcript of the gene RASL10B, whose product is annotated as RAS like family 10 member B. The coding region runs from base 19 to 630 and encodes 203 amino acids. NCBI's taxonomy places the organism in Eukaryota, Metazoa, Chordata, Mammalia, Diprotodontia, Phalangeridae. The record is from RefSeq and is a predicted model, not a curated record. The transcript is spliced from 3 exons. Gene Ontology annotation, molecular function: GTPase activity; GTP binding.